UUUUUUUUUUUUUUCUUUUCUUUUACUGUUUAUUAAUUCAUCAUUCCUUCUCUUCAUAUGAUGACAAACAGAAGCUCAUUAACGAAUGCUCCUCCACACCGGGUAAUAGUAACACCUGAAUCAUUCGACAUUGGCCCUCAACUUUAUCGUUACAGCAAAACAGAUCAACAGAAACGACAACCAACCAAAGCAAAAUGGCCAAAAGCAUCAAAAGUAAGCAUUCGGCAACAGCAACAACAACAAAAACAACAACAACAACGACAACAACGGAAACAACGACAAACUGAAGAAGAUGAAAACAUACCUUUGGAACCAUGCAGGGUGCUAGAUGGUGUGACAAUCUAUAUCGACAAGUCAGUGGUUAACAAAGAACGACUUACAAGAAUAGCUCGCUCACUUGCCGCCAAGGUUUUGGAAAAUUGGAACACAACAGCAACUCAUCUCAUCCAUGGCAUCGUCUCACGCAAUUCGAAUGCUCAACGAUCAUCCUCUUCAACAAAACAAACAACGGGAAGAAACAAAGAUAUACGUACACCACACAUUAUUACCAAAUCAUUGGAAAAGAAGAUGCUCGUAGUGAGUCCUGUUUGGCUAAUUACCUGUUUUGACAAGAAGGAACGUAUGCCUGAAUGCUUUUUCCCUUAUAACAUGUAUUCUGAUCCUCGAACACCAACACUCACAUCCGCAAGCUAUUCAGACGCAAUGGAACAAAUGGAAAACCCUUUUGGAUUGAGUCCGGACGAGUUUGGUAUUAUAGAAACUGAAAUGGAUGAUGAUACCGACGACCAUGGACUGCAAGAUAAACGAUUGACUGAUUACUAUCAUCUCACUGAAUCUAGGCAAUCUGAUAACAACAGCAACAAUGACAAUCAUACCGACAAUGGUCAUACCACGAGCAAUUAUACCGAUAACAACCAUACCGACAAUUAUCAUAAUUAUGACGAUGACAAUAUCAUCAACAAUCAAUGCAACGACGAUCAUCCUAGAUCUACUGUUACGGUCAAAGCUGACGACUUUGAUGACUACCUUUACAACAAUACCGACAAUAACACAAGACGCAAUGAUGAUGACGAUGAAAAUAGUUUGCCAUAUUCCCUCCUUCAGUUAUCAUCAACACAAUCGCAGAAACGACCACAUGAUAAUACAUCACGAACUGUAUCUCCAGAUCGACCUAAGACAUCUUAUCCUAGUCGUUGUUAUUCAUCACCAUCAGCAACGUCAACGGAAAUGAAUGAAAGCAAAAUGGAAACUUCGAAAAUCAAUAAUUUGCAAGAAAUAAUCGACAUGUAUAUGCAUAUAGGAACACGACAAACGAUGCUUCGCAAGUAUACAACAAAUGGCCAGUCAUCUUCACAAAAGGACAACAACAAAAAUGAUAGCGACAACGAUGAUGAUGAUAAUGCUGUGAAUGGUAACAUUGGUGAUAUAGGCUCUGUUCUUCCUUAUUUGGAUCCGGCAAAAUUACCAAAGACGAUUGUGGGGCGUGAAGAUCGACUUAGAAUCUGGUAUGGUGAACAAUCAUUUCAUUUGGAUGAUGAAGAUGGCAAUGGUGGUAAUAUUGAUACUGUUAUGGGUCGUUCAAGUUUUAGUAAAUAUUUUGGCAAUGACGAUGUGGUUGAUCUUACAAACAGCUUCUCAAACUCUCCUCCUUCCCGAAAACCAACAACAAGUAAUCGACAACCGGCCAAAUUGACUACGUUGAAAUCUACGACAUCAAAGAAAUUGAAGACAUCAACAAGGUGAUUGCUUUCCCCCUAUCCUUCCCCACCAAAAAAAAAAAAAAAAAAAAAA
Messenger RNA from Halteromyces radiatus, 1791 nucleotides. RefSeq lists its product as uncharacterized. Lineage: Eukaryota; Fungi; Mucoromycota; Mucoromycetes; Mucorales; Cunninghamellaceae. The transcript has a single exon. The coding region runs from base 58 to 1743 and encodes 561 amino acids. The record is from RefSeq and is a predicted model, not a curated record.